GUGUUGGUUACUGUUAGAAAAACUCAAAUAUGCCUAUUGUCUGUAUGGAGUUUUCCAGGCCCCUCUGUGGCAGAGGAAUGCUUUAUAAUUGUUCACUGUUACGACAAUUGCUGCCAGGCUGUGUAGACACUGUAAAUAUACCUGUACUACAAGAACAUAUCAUUAAGGUGGGAUAAAGGAAUAGCAAAAUUCUCUCAUGUUUAAAGCAAAGGACUCAUUUUUAAAGGUAAUGUUGUUACUUCCCUCUAUUUAUUCAGCUUUUGACUGUUUCAAUUCCUCAACUGAUGGAAACAUUAAAAUAUACCAAUGUCAUAAGGUGCCACAAAAUCCUUAGAGACCUUCUACAGAAAAAUAUUCUUCCGUAGAAGACUUACAGACUUUAUGUAAUUUAAACAUUUCCUUCCUUUUUGUGCAUGUAUGUGUGUGUAUUCUGCAAUAUUAGAUUGUAAAGGUAAUAUUAAUUGUUCAAUUAUUACUCACUAAUUGUUUCUACACUUUACGUUUUCAAAGAAGAUUGUAAAAAUCAUCUUUACUUACAAGCUGGUUAGGCUGUUGCCAUUGAAUUUAAUAGCUAGUCUGUAAUAAUAUAACUGAGCAAUAAAAAAAUGGAAUAAUGGCUUAUGCACUGUCUUACUAAAAACAAACAAAAUAAAACAACCCUGUAAUACAAUGCAUUGAACAGACAUUUAACUCUUUGUUGCCAUUUGCAAGCCAGUUUAUUGCCACAGCAAUAAAUAUAAUGUAAAUAUAAUACAAUGUAAUAUAUUGUAAUAUAACCAAGUAAUAUUUUUGCAUCUCAAGAGCUCUCAAGUCCCUGUCAGCUUCAUUCUAUAGCUGAAAAUAAAGACACAGCUGAAAAGAAUUACUAUUCCAUAGCUAACAGGAGCUAACAGGAGGAGAAUAGGAGCACAUUCUAGGGAAUAGAAUAACAGCAGAUGACGCACUGAAAAAUAUUCCAGAAAUGUAUGAAAGAGAACAUUCAGCCAUCCAUCCACACAUGAUGAAUCUUAGGUGAGGAAGAGGAGCAUAGACAGACUUUCGUAUCUCCUGAAGUUUGAAGAUAAGCUAUGGGCUGUGCCUCGCUUUUGGGGCACAUCCUUCUUAAAGGUAAAAAUCAGGGAAAGUGUAUGUGCCAAACUCCCUUCUACUCUCCCGUAUGAUCUUGCAGGAAACCACGUCCCAUAUUGUGGAAGUCUGAGCUGAUUUACUUAAGCUUGUCAGUAAUUAUCAGCCAGAAGCUUAUCUGUUAGAAGUAGUUAAGUGUAGUUAAAUGUAGCAUUGACUUUUGUUGAAUGUAUUAGUGAGAACAUUCUUUGCAUGAAGAAUUGGUGAAGGUUUCGGUUUGUUUUCCCAGCAAAGAAAACAGUGCAGAAAUUGCUGUAGUAGUAAAUAUGUGAUGGGUUGUUUAUUUGCUGAAAUACAGCCACGCCUCCAGCGCUCACAAGGAGUUCAACCACUUACUUAGAUUUGGUACUGGUACAUAUGCCAGGGAAACUCACUUUCUAAAUUUUCUUUCAAAAAGAGACUGAAUUAGAAGCCUGUGAGCUGAAAGUUUGACGGUGCACUUGUAAGUGAGUCCUUUCUUGGGAAGCUGAACUUCCUUUCCUUAGAAGACCAUAAAAAAAAAGUCUUCAUUCCUUUCACCAGGGCCAUCAAGCCUUGCCCAGCCACUUCGUUUUCAGAACUCGUUUUCUGUUCACAGCUAUUUUAUCCUCUGUAUCCAAGGAUUACAACUGGAAAUUUGUGUCUCGGUCCAUUAACAGUAUAAUUUAAAAUACCUUCAAGCCAUAACAAAAUUGCUAUUAUUUUAAUAAAACUUUCUCAGCUCUAAAGUGAGUAUUGUUUCCAGGAAAUAAUUGUGUAUAAUGCUACUGCUAAUCAGUUUAAAUAAUCAUUGUAAAUCCUGGAAAUAGGAUCUUUCAAAAGAUCAAUUACAAUUAGCUGAAAGAUUGAACAGCUUCAGCUAUCAUGCAGUCAGUGUAGGUUUAGAUAGAAACUUUAAUAAUGACUUUAAGUGUGAUAGAGCAAAUAUGGAGAAGAACUUACAUGGAAGCAACAGAUGCAAUUCUGGGGCCAAAAUACUCAUUGCUAUAAGGCUAGGAUAAACCAUUAAGUUAAACAAAUGAAUUAAUAAAUAAAACCCAAAUAAAAGCAAAGCAACAAAACUCAAGGAGAUAAUCAAAUGUUGGGUGUUUUUUAAUAGAAGUGGUGCAUAGAAAAGGAGAAGAAUUAUGCCCUCACUUAGAAUCAAAGCAAACUGUGCCACGCUUUUUUACAAAGCCCAGCAGGUUAUCUCUAAGUGUAUCAGCUCAGGAAACAGGUUAAUGUAAUUUAAAAUUCAUUUACAAAAUUAAAACACAUAAAGUCAGGUUUGUACAUGAAUUCUGGAGGGUCUGACUUCUACAGACAGCUCAUAAGAUUAUUCCUGUUCCUUAAAUCUGAGCAUGCAAGGAGCCCCUCAGAGGUUAUGGAAAAUUCCUUUUCCUGGAUGUGAGAGAAAAUGCUCCAUGUGCCUGCACAUUUCCUCACCACACAAAAGAAACAGCAGUGUUGGCAGGACCCGUGCAGAGGUGGUUCAGGAAGUUCAGAAGAAAGGACUCUUAAGGCGACCAAUGGAUUUAAUGUUAGCUGCGUAUCUCGUUCUGGCAGCGGGGUUUUGCAUAUUCAGGGGCAUGAUUGCUCUGGAUUGCCCUGCUGAACUCUGCCGGCUAUAUAUUCAACUGCACGAGCCUUAUAUAAAAGAUCCUGCUGCCUAUCCUAAGCUUCAGAUGCUGGCAUAUAUGUUCUACUCCGUGCCAUACUACGUGAUUGCUUUGUAUGGCCUACUGGUGCCUGGUUGUUCCUGGAUGCCUGAUUUAACCCUUAUACAUGCUGGAGGACUAGCUCAGGCUCAGUUUUCCCAUAUUGGUGCUUCUCUUCAUGCCCGAACUCCUUACAUCUACAGAGUCCCUGAAGAAGCAAAACAGUUUUUUCUGAUAUUGAACAUAAUGUAUGGGAUUCUUCCCCAGCUGCUGGCUUACAGGUGUGUCCACAAGCCCGAGUUUUUUAUGAAGGUGAAAGAAGAAGAAAAAACAGAAUAGCACAACUGUUUUCAGCUCCUCUUUUUGGCUGUGUAUGUAAUUGGGUUUGGAUGUAAUGGAACUUGCUCGGACAGAACCCAAAUGAGGUGUGCCAGAUUGCACAGCUGUGUGGAGAUGCAUGGCCUUGUUUGUUCACCUGACUCAAAAAGGGAAAAUAAAGAUAACUGCUUUCAAUAUCACUUCUCAA
Centrocercus urophasianus (Greater sage-grouse) is the source of this 3267-nucleotide messenger RNA. RefSeq names its product transmembrane 6 superfamily member 1 (gene TM6SF1). NCBI's taxonomy places the organism in Eukaryota, Metazoa, Chordata, Aves, Galliformes, Phasianidae. The transcript is spliced from 5 exons. Gene Ontology annotation, cellular component: lysosomal membrane. Bases 2445 to 3080 code for a protein of 211 amino acids. The record is from RefSeq and is a predicted model, not a curated record.